Rhodofomes roseus is the source of this 3037-nucleotide messenger RNA. RefSeq lists its product as uncharacterized. The record is from RefSeq and is a predicted model, not a curated record. Gene Ontology annotation, biological process: transmembrane transport. NCBI's taxonomy places the organism in Eukaryota, Fungi, Basidiomycota, Agaricomycetes, Polyporales, Fomitopsidaceae. Bases 311 to 2962 code for a protein of 883 amino acids. Gene Ontology annotation, molecular function: transmembrane transporter activity. The transcript is spliced from 7 exons.
CUCGGACGGUUCUGGAAAUGCUUUCUUUCUCAUUUAAUCACACUCACGAAUUACACGCCUCUCGCAGAUCCUAGUAAUGCCGCGCUCAAGGUGGACUCGGAGCUCAAUCUUAAUCUCAACCGGCGGACUAGAUCGAAAGGACGGCCUGUCAGCCUCAUCCACGCGCGUGCUUGGUUAGCACGGGUCUCUGACUGCUUCCUCUUGCCUUAACUUCCUCACAGAGUGCUGCGCUCUCUACUGGUACUGAAAGCUGGUCUUUCUCCUUCCGGAUUUAGUUCUUGAUCGACCUGUCAUUCCUGCAUUUGCCAGCAUGUCUUCCUCCCGAAAACCCUCCUUCAGUCAUACUAGUUCUAGGCCUCGUAGCGUUAACGCUGUCGACGUAUGGCCCUCCACCGAUACCAGAACUCGAAGCACGAGUCUCAACCAGGACUACGACUUCAAGCAUACGGAGGCUUCGGUCUCGGUACCUGGGACUUCAAACAUCGACGUUCCCGGAGUUCGUAGUCCAGCUCUUACUGGGUGGAGAACAGACAGUGCGCGGAGUAUUGGUGGUCCAGAGGUACCGUCGCCUCCCAGUGUUUACACCGUGGACUCCCCGACUAGCAGCUGCUACAAUACUACGGGUGCUAGCAACCCCCAUGACUACUUCCCUACUCCCAACUCUCGCCCGCCCUCCGAGCUACGACGGAGCCGAUCUGGCCUCGUUGUAGCAGAAGAGGAGACUGCAUCCCCACUCAGCAUCGGAGCGGAUGAGCUUGCGGACGACACAUACAUUCCCGCCUCGGCAUCCCAAGUCUCUGCGCCAUUGAGUGGCCCACCAAGGCCGCCUGAUACCAGCAUACAAGAGGUCGACUCGCCUGCUAGCAGCGGGACUAGGAUGCGCUUCGGCAGGCGCUACGACCAAGCUCCUACGCCAGGUAUCUACCUCGAAAGGCGCCGACCCUCCCGCGCUAGCGAUGAAAGAGUAGUCGGGACCAGCCACGAUGUAGUGGAAGACGACGAUGUUAAUGCACCUCGGUUCGCCUCCGAUCAUGAAGACGCCUCUGGCCUGUUCGGCGAUUACAAGUUUGGGCAGUCUGUCAACGAUACGGAUUACUUCUCGUUCAGAAAGGGAUUGGCAGCCCCAGGAAGUCGACACCUGAAUGCUCCGAAUGCCCAUGAAGAAGUGUCACCAAAGUCUACGCCUGUCGAGGGCUAUACGCCUUUUAAGAGCUAUGCACCCCAGGAGAGACAACGUGCGGAAGGCAUGGACCAGACGGCAGAUACCAUCCGCACAAAUGACAGCGCCUCCACCACUGGUCACCGUGACUCGACCACAUCGUCUGUCACACUUGUCCCUCCUCCAGACGAGGAAAAGCCCGACAAUGGUGACAGGAAGGGCUCGAGGGUAUUCUGGCCAUUCGGCAGAAAUCAGAGCAAGGAUGAACUCGAGGGAAGCCCUCCAGGGCGGUCAAAACACGCGUACCGGGAGAAGGUUCAGAAGAUGAGGAAUGGCGAGAAUGUGCGCCCGGGCUGCAAGAGGCUAACCACGACGAGUAUCAAGCGAGAGAAGUUUGUCAUGAAGCUUGCCAAAGCACUCCUUGCCUUCGGCGCACCCUCUCACCGAAUCGAAUCGCAACUCCAGUCCGCCUCGCACGUCCUCCGCCUCGAUGCGCGCUUCGUGCACUUCCCGAACAUGAUCAUGGUGACAUUCCAGAGUCCACAAGGGAGCACCAACGAGAUCCACUUCAUCCGCGCAAGUGGUCGGGUUGCCCUCACAUCGCUGCACAGGGUUCAUACCGUCUACCGGGAAGUCCUUCAUGACAGGCUCAGCACUGACGAGGGUGUGAAGAAGCUCGAUGAGAUCCUCCGUGCCAAACCACACUACUCGAUUUACUUUCGGUGCCUGCUGGCGUUUAUUUGCGCGUCGAUAAUCUGCGUUUUGGCGUUCGGUGGUUCCCUACUGGAUAUGUUCCUUGCGGGUGCAGCUGCGUCGAUACUGCAACUACUCGGCUUGCGGGCGGCGGCGAAGAGCUCUGUAUAUGCGAACGUUUAUGAGAUCUCUGUCUCCAUCAUCGUGUCCUUUGUCGCCCGUGGCUUUGGGACCGUUCCGAACCAGAUCUUUUGUUUCAGCGCCAUCUCUUCAGGAGGCGUCGUACUCGUUCUCCCUGGAUUUACAGUGUUGGUCUCUGCGCUUGAACUCACAGCACAGAACAUCAUGUGCGGGUCUGUACGGAUGGUCUAUGCAGUCAUCUACACGCUCUUCCUCGGAUUCGGCUUGACGAUCGGUUCCGAACUCUUCCUAGUCAUCGUCCCCGAGGCUCGGAAAGCGCAAGACAUCACCACUCUGCUAGAAAGUCAUACAUAUCACGGCUAUCUGCUCAACAACAACGCGUCCAUACCACUUGCGCAGACGUCCGGCACCUGGUCGUUCACGGACAUUAGUCAGGCACAGAGUCGCGUCAUCAAAGGAUGCUAUCGUGAUCCGACUUGGCCGUGGUGGAGGCAGCCAUUCCCGUGGUGGACGGCGUUCUUUCUGGUUCCGCUCUACUCGUUUUGCUCGUCAUUGGCAAAUCUUCAGGCCAUCAGGAGUGCGCAAAUGGCGGCCAUGGUGGUUUUCUCAUGCGCUGCCUAUGCCGCCAACAGGGGAGCCAACCUUGUUUUCUCAAAUCGGCCCGAGAUGGUCUCUGCAGUUGGCUCGGUCGUCAUUGGCGUAUGUGGUAACAUCUGGUCUCGACUCGGCGGUGGAACAGCGUUCACAGUCAUGGUGACGGGUGUCUUGUUCCUGGUCCCGUCUGCGCUCGGGAAUGGUGGUGGGCUCAUUGGCAGCUACAACACGUCGUCGCAAGAGUACAGCAACAGUUUCGACUUGGGUGUGCGCAUGAUCGAAGUCGGCAUUGGUGUGACACUGGGCCUCUUCCUGGCUGCGAUGCUAGUCUACUCCUGGGGUGGUAGGAAGUCUGGGGGUCACUUCGGCUUCUAGGAGAAUCACCUGGGAUCCGUUGCAUUCCUAUACGUGCCUGUUCAGUGUACUUCAACAGCAAUGGAAGGAUUACUA